AUUCACGUUUUUGUUGUUAUGGCAACAGUUUUGUUUAUCAACGCAUAACCUAUAAAAACAAGAAUUUUCACGAAAAUACCUUGUCCUAUUGAUUUAACAGAGCGUUUAAUCGAUAAUAAUUUUUUUUCGGGACUAACUACCGACUGAGGAAUCACAAUGGCAAAGCUAGAAGAUAAUCCUAAAGGUGUUUUAGAACAACAUAUUGCUAGUUUGCAAAGUGAAUCUAAAAUUGCCAGGAAACAUGCCUUAUUGAAGAUUAACGAGGAAGUUUUCGAAAAUCCGGCAAAUAAAGACUGUGAUCUGACGGUGGUCUUUCCAGAAAUAUACGCCUAUGUGCUUAAAAGCUUCUCCGACGCUUCCGAGGCCUGUAGAGAAGCUGCAGCCCUAAUCAUCUCUAAUUUCAUAGAACAACUGCCUCUUAAUGAUUAUUACCUCACCUAUAUUCUGCCAGUCAUCGUCCGUCGCAUAGGUUGUCCGGAAAUCGUUGAGGAAUCCGAGGAAAUAAGAUUAGUCCUGAUAGAGCUGGUUCACAAGAUACUAGAGAAAUACAAAGUUACUCAUUUGCUCAGUCCUUUUAUCAAUGAGUUGACUAGUAUCCUGACGAAAACGGCUGCUGAUCCAUACCCCAAGGUGAAGCUGGAGGCUUGUGAAUGUAUUAUUCUGGUGACAAAAGUCUUGCAAAGAGACUUCCACUUCCAGAGCGAGAGUUAUGUGAAGCCAUUACUAUCCAAUUUUGCUCACCAACAUUUUAGGGUUCGAGUUGCAUCCAUUAAAGCCAUUGGUGCAGUAGUAAUGGCGGGUAAUGUGAAAUGCUUUGAGCUGUCAAUCACCCCGAUGGCAGAGAAGCUGUUCGAUGAGAACACACAGGUCCGUCUGCAAGUCACCCUGGAGGUGGGCAACUGGAUGCUGAGCUUCAGAGACCGAUACUCAUUCUGGCAUCGGAUGAUACCAUUGUUAUUGACCAGCCUCAGUGAUGUAAUGGCUGACAUCAGAGAGACAGCUUCUAAGCUCUGGAAUGAUAUAGGCCUUCAGUAUUUGGAGGAGAAUGAAGAAGACCUGAAGAAGAAGACAGAUUUUCUGACAGAUGUACCUUCCUACUAUCCUGAUGUAAAGCGCCCAAACUUUGGCUGCAGGACUCUGGUGCAACAGAACAUCGGGAAAAUUGUACCAGCAAUAGGGAAGGAAAUGGACGGCUGGCAGGCGGACUGCCGCUUGCGCGUGGCCCAGCUGCUGUGCUGGCUGGUGCUGGGCGCGGAGGAGGGCGGCACGCAGCACGCGCCCGCCGUCGUCAGGAUACUGCAGAGAGGGGCUGGAGACGACGACGAGAGAGUUGUUGUUGAGAUAAAACGCGCAGCAGAGCUAUUUGGCUACUUCAUAACCCCGGACACGUGGUGGCCGCUCCUGGAGGCCGACAUGGACUCCUGGAGUACCCUUCUCGUACUGAGUGAGGUGCUGAAAGGGUCGCAGAGGAACCUUGUCGCAGGAAAGGUGUUGGACGAGAUGUGCGGGAUGCUGGCGCAGCCCGACUAUUGCAGGACUAGGAAGCCCAAAUACCAAACCAACCUCAUGCGCGUAGCCGACGCAAGUCUGACCCUGUGCGACUCUGACUGCGGCGCGGUGGCCGACCAGCUGUUCACCGCCUGCUUCACCGUCUACGCCAUGCCGCAUGACAACAAGAUACAGUUCAUGGCUUUGUCGAACCUCGACAAGCUCCGCUCCAUCGAGCGGCUCGGCCCGACGCUCCCGUACCUGUAUGACAAGCACAUACCGCGCGUACUGAGCGCCAUCACUAGUGACGCACUCACGUGGGACCUGAUGACCCCGGACCGGUGUCUGUUGGAGACUGUGCUGGUUUAUUCUGACUGGGCUCUCGGGCCCCAGCUCCACCUCAUAGCGCCGCUGCUCAAGGAGUGCCUGGCGACGCCCAAGGUGGACCCCGAGGUCAAGCUGAAGAUGUUCACCACGCUGUCCACGGUGCUGCUGAAGAGACAGCACAACUUCCGUAAAGCUGAGAGGGAGAAACUGGAGGCGUUUUUGAAGAUUGUUAUUGAAGAUAAGAAUAGACAUACUUUCUUACCAACAGAGGUGAUAGUCCCGAACCUAGUCUGGUCGCCGGGGCGUACCGCCGAGGCGAUCCGCACGGCGGCCGUGGCCUGCCUGUGCUCCGCUCUGCAGGAGCACCCGCAGAGUGACGCGGAGCUCGAUGAGACCAAGAAGGGAGAGGGGGAUAGUGGUGAUGAGAUAGUAAACCUGUUCCCGACCAAAGAGUCCCUAGAGCCAUUCCUGGAUCAAAUAGUCCCUCUACUAGUGGGUCUGGUGGAGGACAACUCAGCCCUGACGCGGCAACACUCGCUGCGAGCCGUCUGCUACCUCACCACGGUGGCGAAGGAAACCGACUGCUUUACUGCGGAGAUGUUGCAUAAGUUGUAUUUUGUGGUUCUCAAACGUUUGGAUGACAGCAACGACAAGGUCCGUUCAUUUGCUGUUCAAACGCUUCGCAAACUGUUCACUAACCGACCUCGGCCGUACGAUACGAUAUUGUAUGGCGCGCAUAUCGACGCUAUGUACAGCGCAAUGCUAGUACACUUGGACGAUAAUGACGAGGCGUUUAGAAAGGAAAUGCUUGAUGCACUUUUAACACUGAGCGACGUCGAGCCAAAAUUGCUGGAAAAGAAGGUGAACGCCAACGUUCACCUCUACAGGAACAAAGCUGCUUAUGAGCGGCUCUCUAGUCAUAUCGACAAGUUAAAAAUAUAAGUUUAUUUUGUUACUUAAAAUAGUUUAGUUAUAAACAAAGAAUUUCACCAUGAAGUGCCUUUUGGCUUUAUCUUAUUUAAUUAAUAACAAUAAU
This is a messenger RNA of Plutella xylostella (diamondback moth), 2851 nucleotides long. NCBI's taxonomy places the organism in Eukaryota, Metazoa, Arthropoda, Insecta, Lepidoptera, Plutellidae. The record is from RefSeq and is a predicted model, not a curated record.